Messenger RNA from Parnassius mnemosyne (clouded apollo), 804 nucleotides. Lineage: Eukaryota; Metazoa; Arthropoda; Insecta; Lepidoptera; Papilionidae. The record is from the annotation of a GenBank genome assembly.
AUGGUGUCCGUUGGUGCGUGGAGGCGCCGAUCGCCCGACGAAUGCGACGAGCGCACCGAACCCGGUGCAUCCAGUUCGGGAGUGCCACGCGCGCCGCCGAACUGUGCCCGAUGCCGUAACCACCGUCUCAAGGUCGAGCUGAAGGGCCACAAGCGCUAUUGCAAGUACCGGUACUGCACGUGCGAGAAGUGCCGCCUCACGGCUGACAGACAACGCGUGAUGGCAAUGCAGACAGCGCUACGUCGCGCUCAAGCUCAAGACGAAGCGCGGGCGAGAGCACAAGAACUCGGCCAGCAACCGCCCGGUAUCGAGUUGGAGCACCCGGAACCGCCUACAGUGAAGGCACCACGGAGCCCUGUAGUACCAGCACCUCCGCCCCCACACUCGUUGGGCUCCGCCAGUUGCGACUCAGUGCCUGGAUCCCCAGGUGUAUCUCCUUAUGCACCGCCGCCACCAUCAGUGCCGCCACCACCAACCAUGCCUCCACUUCUACCACCGCAACAACCCGCGGUGUCCCUUGAAACACUUGUGGAGAAUUGUCAUAGACUACUAGAAAAAUUUCACUAUUCCUGGGAGAUGAUGCCCCUGGUACUGGUCAUCCUCAACUACGCCGGUAGCGACCUCGACGAGGCGUCACGGAAAAUAGACGAAGGAAAGCUGAUUGUCAACGAGUACGCCAGGAAACACAAUUUGAACAUCUUUGAUGGCCUCGAGCUACGGAACUCAACACGCCCGAAAAUGCUGAGCGAAAUUAAUAAUAUAAGUGGUGUACUAUCGUCGUCGAUGAAGUUGUUUUACGAAUGA